Messenger RNA from Penicillium verrucosum, 1629 nucleotides. RefSeq lists its product as uncharacterized. The record is from RefSeq and is a predicted model, not a curated record. The transcript has 5 exons. The coding region runs from base 1 to 1629 and encodes 542 amino acids. NCBI's taxonomy places the organism in Eukaryota, Fungi, Ascomycota, Eurotiomycetes, Eurotiales, Aspergillaceae.
AUGUCAGAUGUCGCCAAUGAAAUUGAACCAUUCCUUGACAACAUGAUCGGCCUGGCAUCACCAUAUGCUGGAAUCCACAAUCUCGAUCUCUCCCCGGAUUCUCUGUCAAUUGUGGAUGGAGCCCAGCAGAUCUGGGGUCAACUCACCCCGCAUGAUGAUAGUUCCUUUGACACAGUCCCUAUGCACGAUAGGGGGUCAUCGGCAGUACGCGCCUAUCAAUCCGAAGAGGAAAUUGCCAAUGCCUAUUAUAUUUAUAUCCAUCCAUAUUUACCUUUGUUGCCGCCUCCAGUGGCACCGCAGCACGAAGAUCGCCCUACCGUGAUCAGGCCAUUUAACGAAGAUUCUCAAGCAAAAAAGUCCCGCAUGCCUUAUUGGCCGACGUCAUCUCUGACUCUUGCCUUGUCCGCAAUGCUAGUCCUUAUACCCAUCACUGAAGACACUUUUCCGAUGGCUGAAACGAGCCUUGCGCUUAGGCGGUCGUACGCGCAGCUAUUUGCCCAGGCGGCGCUGACUGCUGUGGAAACCGAGACUGACGAUUUGCCGGCUGCUUUGAUCACUAAUGUGUUUGAAGCAGAAUCAUGUCGAAUACGAAAUGGUUUGCAUCCGCAGGUUCCAAAUCAGCUUCAUCCGGUGCUGGCUCUUGUGGUCCUCGGUAUCUAUGAGUAUUGCCAGCGUGGUAAUAUAUCUAGAAUGCGGGCUCGAGGUAACCAGGCUAUCACAACUGCUAUGGAUAUCUCCCUUCAUAGACUUGAUACGACGACGACAGAUUAUUCUGAGGCACAGAGACGAACUUGGUGGAUGACACCAUGGCCCAUAAUGAUGAAAACACAAGAAGCUCUUUUUGAGUCUCACAAAAUCGUCCAAAACAUCGAACGCAUGGAUGAGACGGCCGUUCUCUCCGACUUCGGCACUCGAAUACGCAAGCUAGAUUCGAAUCUUGUAUCUUUAAUAGGUGAAGCAGACCGCCAUCUUCUGACAACUUUUGAUGAAGAGCCAGAGGCAUCCGUAGCUCAAACCAUGUGGAUGAUCAGCCGCAUGUUCAUCCAUGCUUCUCGCACUCGACUGCACCGUUUCCGGGCAUUCAUGGACAUCCCCCUUUUUCUCGACAAAUACUGUGAUCUCGCAGCAAUCAACAGCGUGGAUUUCCCGCCCCAAACGUCUCCUUCUAAGUGGGUGACAGACUGCGAGAUUUCAUUCCCGUUCACCGAGCAAGAAUCCUCGAUUAUCUGUCUCAAGUCUUCGCUCGUUGUGACGACAAUAUAUCGCAAUUUGCCGUAUCCGAAUCUACUUGGGUCAGCACCUUCUUCUAGGUCCACAGCAUAUCCGAAAACUAUUCCUUACUUUGCUUGCUCCGGUAUACAAAGCUGCUACGCUCUUCUUAUGUUACUACAUCGACUGCGUGCAUCCAUGGCGACGGAUCGACUUGCAGAUUGUUACCACCUGCUUAAUAACCCUACUCCUGCGUCGGAGAUUGCUGAUGCUGAGAGAUUGACGGAGGAGCUGCGACAUGGAGUGGAAAUUAUUGGCAGAGAUCUGAAAUCUGAUGUGAUUUUUGAGGGUGUUGGGGGUAUGGGGCGGGAAAUCGAGGGCGCUUACCUGGCUGCUUUUCCUAAUUGUUUUGAGAUCUAG